Messenger RNA from Phycomyces blakesleeanus NRRL 1555(-), 1500 nucleotides. RefSeq lists its product as hypothetical. Gene Ontology annotation, biological process: nuclear division; nuclear migration by microtubule mediated pushing forces; microtubule cytoskeleton organization. The transcript has 2 exons. Gene Ontology annotation, molecular function: GTP binding; structural constituent of cytoskeleton. Lineage: Eukaryota; Fungi; Mucoromycota; Mucoromycetes; Mucorales; Phycomycetaceae. Bases 82 to 1431 code for a protein of 449 amino acids. The record is from RefSeq and is a predicted model, not a curated record. Gene Ontology annotation, cellular component: microtubule; spindle; nucleus.
GUCGGUGUUCUCCCCUAACUUUGAACUUUCGACUUUACAACCCCCCCUUUACUUAAAAAAAACACACACUUUACAUACACCAUGCGCGAGAUUAUCAGCAUUCACGUUGGCCAGGCCGGUGUCCAGAUCGGUAACGCCUGUUGGGAGCUCUACUGCCUUGAGCACGGCAUCCAGCCCGAUGGUAACAUCCCCAAGGAGCUCGAUACUGGAGACAACUCCUUCGAUACCUUCUUCAGCGAAACCAGCGGUGGUAAGCACGUCCCUCGUACCGUCAUGGUCGAUCUUGAGCCCACCGUUGUUGACGAGGUCCGUACUGGUGCCUACCGUCAGUUGUUCCAUCCUGAGCAAUUGAUCACCGGCAAGGAAGAUGCUGCCAACAACUACGCCCGUGGUCACUACACCGUCGGUAAGGAGUUGGUUGACUCUGUCUUGGACCGCAUCCGCAAGUUGGCCGACAACUGUACCGGUCUCCAGGGCUUCCUCGUCUUCCACUCCUUCGGUGGUGGAACUGGUUCCGGUUUCGGUGCCCUCCUUUUGGAGCGUCUUUCUGUCGACUAUGGCAAGAAGUCCAAGCUCGAGUUCUCUGUCUACCCCGCUCCCCAGGUGUCGACCGCAGUUGUUGAGCCCUACAACUCCAUCUUGACCACCCACACCACCCUUGAGCACUCCGAUGUCUCCUUCAUGGUCGAUAACGAGGCCAUCUACGACAUCUGCCGUCGUAACCUCGACAUCGAGCGUCCUACCUACUCCAACCUUAACCGUUUGAUUGCCCAGGUCGUCUCUUCCAUCACCGCUUCAUUGCGUUUCGAUGGUUCCCUCAACGUUGAUUUGAACGAGUUCCAGACCAACUUGGUCCCUUACCCCCGUAUUCACUUCCCUCUCGUCACCUACGCCCCCAUCAUCUCUGCUGCCAAGGCCUACCACGAGCAGCUCUCCGUCCAGGAGAUCACCAGCGCCUGUUUCGAGCCCAACAACCAGAUGGUCAAGUGUGACCCUCGUCACGGUAAAUACAUGGCCUGUUGUUUGUUGUACCGUGGUGAUGUUGUCCCCAAGGACACCAACGCCGCCAUCACCAACAUCAAGACCAAGCGCACCAUCCAGUUCGUCGACUGGUGUCCCACCGGUUUCAAGGUUGGUAUCAACAACCGUGCCCCUGCUGCUGUCCCCGGAGGUGAUCUUGCCACCGUCCAGCGCGCUCUUUGCAUGCUUUCCAACACCACUGCCAUCGCUGAAGCCUGGGCCCGUCUUGACCACAAGUUCGAUCUCAUGUACGCCAAGCGUGCCUUCGUCCACUGGUAUGUCGGUGAGGGUAUGGAGGAAGGUGAGUUCUCCGAAGCCCGUGAGGACUUGGCUGCCCUCGAGAAGGAUUACGAAGAAGUUGGUUCCGACUCUCUUGGUGACUCUGAGAUUGAGGAGGCUGAGGAGUACUAAAAGUUUUCUCCCUUCUUCAUCUCUCAUUCUGAAUAAUAAACAUGUUUUAUUGUUGUCUUUAAAUAAUUC